Messenger RNA from Triplophysa dalaica, 1911 nucleotides. RefSeq names its product aminopeptidase like 1 (gene npepl1). Gene Ontology annotation, biological process: proteolysis. The transcript is spliced from 12 exons. NCBI's taxonomy places the organism in Eukaryota, Metazoa, Chordata, Actinopteri, Cypriniformes, Nemacheilidae. Gene Ontology annotation, cellular component: cytoplasm. Bases 28 to 1605 code for a protein of 525 amino acids. The record is from RefSeq and is a predicted model, not a curated record. Gene Ontology annotation, molecular function: metalloaminopeptidase activity; manganese ion binding.
GCAGCGUCGGCUUCAUUCGGGCGGAAGAUGGCGAACGUGCAGCUCGAGUACAAGGCAUCUGCCGGGGACUCAGAGCCGCAGAAUCGCCCGGUUCUUAUCGUGGGGCAGCUCGGCAACCUGCAACAGCUCAACUGGGCACAAGUGAAAGGAAAGCUGCAGCCGGUGGUCAGCAAAGAGACAUGGCAAGCAGGCUUAGGUUCUCUCAACCCGAAUCCUACAGAUAGCUGCCCGCUGUAUUUGAGUUCCGCAGCUGUUGCGGCUCUACCUUCACGUGUCAGCCGUCACAACAGCCAUGCGGCUGCCCACUUCCUCACCCGCCUUGUCCGAACAUGCCUUCCCUCUGGAAACAACCGUUGCAUUGUGAUGGUAUGCGAGCCGUCCGAUGUGUUUGCAUCAGCGUGUGCCAUCGCUCGAGCCUUUCCGCUCUUCACCCGUCGCUCGGCCUCAUCUCGCCGUAAGGAGAAAAAACACGUCACUAUUGAGUUUAUCACCGUGGGGCAAGACAAUGGCCCUCUGGAGGUCUCCACGCUCAAGUGUCUAACUAAUGCAGCGGAUGGGGUUCGUCUGGCCGCUCGAAUUGUGGACGCACCGUGCAGCGAGAUGAAUACUGAUGACUUCCUGGAGGAAAUCAAAAUGGUGGGGAAUGAAUUAGGCAUCACUCCUACUAUAAUCCGAGGAGAGGAACUGAAACAAAAAGGGUUUGGAGGUAUCUAUGGAGUUGGGAAAGCCGCCAUUCACCCACCUGCCUUGGCUGUGCUUAGCCACACCCCUACAGGUGCCACACAAACUAUUGCCUGGGUGGGUAAGGGCAUCGUCUAUGACACCGGUGGUCUCAGCAUCAAGGGCAAAACCACUAUGCCAGGAAUGAAGAGAGACUGUGGAGGGGCUGCUGCUAUUCUAGGAGGGUUUAAAGCUACUGUUAAACAGGGCUUUAAGGACAACCUUCAUGCCGUCUUCUGCCUGGCAGAGAACUCAGUGGGGCCCUUGGCCACACGGCCAGAUGAUAUACACACUCUGUACUCUGGAAAGACGGUGGAGAUAAACAAUACAGAUGCAGAAGGGAGGCUGGUGCUGUCUGAUGGUGUUGUGUAUGCAAGCAAAGAUCUCUCUGCAGAUAUCAUACUGGACAUGGCCACGCUGACCGGAGCUCAGGGUAUCUCCACAGGGAAGUACCACGCAGCCGUGAUGACCAACAAUGAGCAGUGGGAGGCAGCGUGUGUCAGGGCUGGACGCAGCAGUGGAGACCUGGCACAUCCUCUGGUCUACUGCCCUGAACUUCACUUCAGUGAAUUCACCUCCGCUGUGGCCGACAUGAAGAACUCUGUGGCGGACCGCGAAAAUGCUCAGAGCUCCUGCGCUGGCCUUUUUAUUGGCUCUCAUCUCGGUUUUGAUUGGCCGGGCAUUUGGGUACAUGUGGAUAUAGCUUCCCCUGUCCAUGCUGGGGAGAGAGCCACUGGGUUCGGUGUGGCUCUUCUCAUGGCUCUGUUUGGCCAGGCGUCUGAGGAUGCCUUACUUAACUCUGUGUCCCCAUUGGGUGUCGCUAUGGCCAAACCUGCCAUAGAGGAGCAGCCGGAGAGAGUCUGCAAGAGGAGGAGACUCAUCUAAAAUAGAUUCACACUGUUCUUAAAUAAAAUGAUACUUGAGGGAAAAUAGUUUAAUAUCAGUCAUGACUUUACAUAUGUACGCACGUUCUGUCCCCACCACCAAAAUUGCAUCUAUUGUACGCACAGAACAUACAUAAAUGAUCCCAUAAAAUCUUCAGAAUUUAAAUGAAGGAAAAAAAUGCUAAAAGAUCUGAAUGCUUUAGAAUGUUCACGUGAUACAACCUUCUUUUGAUGCCAAUUUUGUACGUGUGGUAAAAUUAAUGUGAAUGAUAAAAUCUGAUCUUUUCAAAAUAAAUUGUUAAAAAUG